Molecule: messenger RNA, 2426 nt
Organism: Argiope bruennichi
Lineage: Eukaryota; Metazoa; Arthropoda; Arachnida; Araneae; Araneidae
Product: proton channel OtopLc-like
Exons: 8
Coding region: 163-2286 (707 amino acids)
Biological process (GO): proton transmembrane transport
Cellular component (GO): membrane
Molecular function (GO): proton channel activity
Source: RefSeq, a predicted model, not a curated record
UUUGUGUUUUAAGAAAGAAUAUGUUGGCCGACAAAAUUUUCAUCCAUACAAAAAUCUUAUUACUGUAGAAUUUGUCGUUUUUAAAAAAACUUUAAACGUAAAAUGAUCUGAUUUAUUUUUCUAAAAAUUCCUGUAUUGAUCGCCUCAACCACAAGUCAUCAUAUGCAAAAACUUCGCCAAGUUCAAUUUAGGAUGAGGAGUCAGAGCCAGCAGUCUAAGGAUGAUGGAAGCAUUUCAAAACCGGCAACACUGGCAAUUAAUCUGAUAUCUCGCAGUCAAUCUCUCAACAGUUUAAAUGAUGAUACGAAUAAUCUGCAAAGGACCAAAGCUGGGGGCAGCGGCGAUAUCCGACCCAAUAUUCCAUCAAGAGUCAGCGAAGAUUCGGGCAUUGGGGCCCUCAAUUCGAAUAUCAAUCGGAAAAGAGCCCCAUCCUUGCAUCUGGAUAUGGGACCUGUUUCGAGAGCGAGCUCUUUCGCAGGCUCCAUCAAUACUUUGGCAACAACACCUACAAUGAGCAGGAAAGAUGCCUUUGUCUUUUUCCGAGAAGAGUCCUCUGAAAACGACUCUUUGGUUGUCAUGCUGAGUGCCGUAUAUGCGAAACUGUUGGUUGUAAUGGGAAUCAGCUUUCCUCUGGCAGAAGUAAUAUCUCACAAGAUUCCAGCAUCCUAUUAUGAGGGAUUCUACCUUUAUCUUUAUCUAGGCAGUAUCGUAUUUUUGAUAUAUGUCUACCUGUUUCUGCUACGGUCAGAAACUCCAAAAAGAAACAAGACUAAUUCAUUCUUCAAGCAAGUCCUUAAAAGAGUUGGUUCUGUUGCUAAUAGCAUCAGUGCGAUGGAGCAAGGAAGUACUGCAACAACAAGCAAAAGACGAUUUAAUGAUGCUGCUCAUUGCGGAAGCUUCUAUCUGAGACUUGGAGCUGUUGCUUUUGGAAUAGGCAGCAUGAUAUAUUCAGGAUUGGAAUUCGGACAGUUUUUCGAAUUAGAAGUGGAAUCCCAUUGCUACAAUAUUCUGUAUGCCUUGACGCCAAGCAGCCGGAUGGCCUUUACGUUCAUACAGCUGUACUUUAUCUUCCUGAAUUCACGAAUGGCGAUUAGCAAGUAUAGAACUUUAGCCAGGUUUGGUUUGAUGCAUAUGAUUGCAACCAAUAUGUGUGUUUGGUUACACGUACUUGUGCAAGAAACGAAACAUGAAAUAUUAACCCUCAUCACUCCUAAUUCUACAAACCUUAUACCUGCUUUUGUUUUAGAAGCUCAACAACAAGAAGGCAUGCACAGUUAUGAACAAGACUACAUCUCUCCACUUGCAGAAGACUUUUCAGAACAGCGCAACAUUAGUGAUCAUCAUAGAGUCACCCGUUCUAUAGAUAUGCAUGGAAUCUACAUUAGUCAUGGCUGCCGUCGACUAAAUAUAAUGGGCGAAUUAGUUCAAAAUGCAAGUCCAUUCCUUUUCCCAUGUACCAUCGAAUAUAGUUUAAUUUGCGCAGCUAUUUUGUAUGUUAUGUGGAAAAACAUUGGGCAAUUUAGGCAAGUCACUAGUGCAAUGGAUAGUGCUAGUUUAAAUCAUGCAUUGGUUCAUGGCAGUCGUCACAGGCACUAUUACCAGGUCGAUUGUGCCAAGGCUAACAAGGGUCUAUUCACUGGUAUCAUGGUACUUGUGCUAUCAAUUAUAUGUCUCAUUAUCUUUUUUGUACUAAUUAACAAGCCACAAUAUAAAUAUUUAGCAAUAUUAGAAGCUCAUAUUGCAGAACUUGUUCUGUAUUUGCUGACCACAUUGGCGGUCGUUAUAGCUCUUGUUCAAGUCAGAGAGCUCAAGUACAAUCCUCAUCAAAUCAUGGAGUUAGACAGUAUCUUACUCGUCGUAGCUCAGAGUGGAUUAUAUCUUUUCACAAUGUUUAGUGUCAUUGGUGGGCAUUUUACAAUUGAUCAAAAUACGAUAUUAGUCUUAUUAACGGCUUUAGUUUGCCUCAUUCAAGGUACUUUUCAAACAAUAUUUAUAUUGGAUGCAUCCAGAAGAUGUGCAGGCAAUAGUGACCAAGCACAUCGUAAGCCAGGUCGAGAAAUGGUCACUUUCCUCCUUGUUUGCAAUUUCGCCAUGUGGGCCAUAAAUACUCUGGAAACUCGACGAGCAGAUUCUAAUCCUGUGCAAAUGGAAUUUUAUGGCUUUUGGGCUUGGACAAUUAUUGCUCAUGUAACAACACCACUCACUAUAUUUUUUCGCUUUCAUUCAACAGUGUGCCUUUGUGACAUUUGGAAAAGAACUUACAAGGUCAAGUCAGAGUACAUAUAAUUUACUAACUCCAUAUGUUAAACAUUAUUUAUUCUCCUCCGAUUUUGUUUGCUUUUAUUUUUAAAUAUUUACACUAUAUAUAUACAUAUUUGUUGAUUGUAAAGAUUUAAAUAAAAAAUGUUGUUGAAAGAAAAUAUCUA